UGUGUUUUCCAUUAUUUUCACACAGAGAGUAAGUGUAGAAAAUUGAACAGAGAAGUGCUGUGCAAUCUGCAAUGAAGAUGGUGAUGAUAAUUAUGUUAUUAGUAAUCCCGAUGAUGAUGCCUUGCAUGCCCUGCUCCUCCGCAUGUCAUGCGGAUGAAAGGAAUUCCCUCUUUGAUUUCAAACUGGGCCUCAACUUCACUUCUUCUGAUAACACGCUGCAAUCUUGGAUGGGAUUUAACUGCUGCGCGUGGGAAGGAGUCACCUGCCACCCACUCACUGCCCACGUCAUUUCCUUAGAUCUCACUCCUCAAUCCCUUAAUGCCUCCUGGAUUACUGAUAAGUCUUCCAACUGGCCAUUCAUGUCGUGGAGGGAACUUCGUGGGGGACUAUUCCAACUGCGGCAUCUCCAGCGCUUGGACUUGAGUGAGAAUGCCUUCUUUCCUCCUCUUGCCAUCCCUUCACAGUUUCACAAGCUCAACAAUUUGAGGUAUUUAAGCUUGUACUACUCUAAUUUUAUUGGUUCCAUUCCAACAUCUUUGGGUAAAUUGUUAAACCUCACAGAUCUUAAUUUGCAUGUCAAUUUUUUGAGUGGCACCAUCCCAACAUCUUUGGGUAAGCUGUCAAAGCUCACAGUUCUUGACCUGAGUUCUAACUCUUUGAGUGGCACCAUCCCAACAUCUUUGGGUAAGCUGUCAAAGCUCACAUAUCUUGUCCUGAGUUCUAACUCUUUGAGUGGCACCAUCCCAACAUCUUUGGGUAAGUUGUCAAAGCUCACAUAUCUUGACCUGAGUUAUAACUCUUUGAGUGGCAACAUCCCAACAUCUUUGGGUAAGCUGUCAAAGCUCACAUAUCUUGUCCUGAUUUCUAACUCUUUGAGUGGCACCAUCCCAACAUCUUUGGGUAAGCUGUCAAAGCUCACAUAUCUUGUCCUGAGUUCUAACUCUUUGAGUGGCACCAUCCCAACAUCUUUGGGUAAGCUGUCAAAGCUCACAUAUCUUGUCCUGGGUUCUAACUCUUUGAGUGGCACCAUCCCCUUCUUAGGUAACCUCACCAAACUCACAAUACUUGAUCUUAGCAACAACCAACUAAGUGGGACUUACACACUUUCCUUUUUUGAUAAAAUCCCCAAUAUUCAAGCAUUGUAUCUUUCAACGAAUAUGUUGACUGUAAAAUUGAAUGCCACUUAUAUUCCCAAUUUUCAACUUGAAUCCAUAUAUUUGGGAUCCUGUAAUAUAGAAGGAGACUUUCCAUCUUUCAUUUCAACUCAAUACUCCUUACGCUCUUUAGACUUGUCUGAAAACUCUCUCAAUGGAAAUAUUCCUGAUUGGCUAUGGGAUUCUAGGCCCCUUGAUUAUCUCAACCUCUCUUCUAACCAGCUUGUAGGUAAUUUACCCUUCAAGUUGCUUGGAUUUACAGCUAUUGAUCUGCAUAAUAAUAAGCUACGAGGAAAUAUUCCUAUUUAUUUACAAGAUGUGAACUUCUUGGAUCUUUCAGAGAAUCUAUUUGAUGGACCCAUUCCACAUUCUAUUUGCGAGUCAAAUAAUUUGCGUUUUCUAGACUUGUCAAAUAACACACUUAGUGGUAAGAUUCCCUCAAGUUUAGACCAAUGCUCUCAGUUGUCCAUGUUGGAUCUAGAAAAGAAUAAUCUCAAGAGCACAAUUCCAAAUAUAUUUGGGAAUAUGACUUCUCUAGAAACAUUGAAAUUAGGUUUCAAUAGGCUUAAAGGAAACAUACCAUCAUCCCUUGCAAAUUGCACUUCCUUGGAAAUCCUAGAUCUAAGGAAUAACAAUAUUCAUGGGGGAAUUCCUACUUGGAUUGAAAGCUUGAAAAAUCUUCGCAUCCUAAUACUAAAAUCCAACAAAAUUGUUGGCAACAUACCUUUAGAAUUAUCAAACUUGCAGAAUCUUCAGAUAUUGGAUAUGUCAAGCAACAAAAUUUUUGGCACUAUUCCAAGUGGAUUUAUGAAAUUGAGUGCAAUGGCAAAUGAAACCGAAAACACAGAAACUCUCGAGUUGAAUACUACAAAUGUUGGGAGGAUUUAUAUAGAUAGCAUAAUCAUUGAGAACAAAGCACAAGAUAUGGAGUAUUCAAGAAUUUUGAGGUUAGUAAAGUGCCUUGAUCUAUCAAACAACAAAUUAUCAGGUAAAGUACCUCUUGAUAUUGAAUCCCUCAAAGGAUUGAUAAUUCUCAAUGUUUCAAGAAAUCAGUUGAGUGGUGCGAUUCCAAAAUCUUUGGGAAACAUGGUACAACUACAAUCACUUGAUCUUUCUAGAAAUGAAUUGUCAGGGAUGUUUCCUAUUGAGAUGCAAAAUCUCACAUAUUUGAGUUACUUUGAUGUGUCUCAUAAUAAGUUAUCAGGAAUGAUACCACAAGGAGGACAAAUGAUGACAUUUGAUUUUUCAUCAUUUUCGAACAACACAAAUCUAUGUGGUCUGCAAAUCAAUGUGUCAUGCUCAAGAAAUCAGUUUGUUUCUCCAAAUAAUGAGAAAAAAAAUAAAGAAAUGCUGGAGGAGGAUAUAUGGUGGGAUGUGGGAAUGGGAAUGGGAAAUUCAAUUGGAUUUUCAGUUCUAAUUUGGAUUUUGUGUUUCUCCAAAUCUUGGAGUGCAAAAUCUUUCAGAGUUAUGGAUGGUAUUAUUGAUUCUCUUUUUCAAACAUUCAGAAAAAAAUGGCGUCAUACCAGAUAACAUAUUUUCUGAUCUUCAUCUCCAGUAAACAUGUAUAUUCAGCACAGACCACCAGGAGUGGAGAGAUUUUAAUUCACUUUUCUCAACUAUUUUAGCAAUUUUUUAUUGGAGUUUGGGACAAUCAUGUAUUUGUAUGUGGCCUCCUAUUCCCAUAUAUGGUCUUCUAGAAAUAGCUGCUGAGCCAUUUAAAAGUUAAAACUGAUGGAGGGGAGGUGUUGCUUAACAAGGAAGUUUAUGUUGAUGUGCAGCCAUAGAUAUCAUCUUUCCAAAGGGCCAAGGCAAUUAUAAUUGAUCAUUUAGGUCAAAGUUUCUGAGGGGAAUCAAUCUAUUGUGUCCAAAUAAUGCUCUUGACAGGGAGUGAGAAAAAAAUUACAGGGAGAAAGUACUCUUGAUAAAAAGACUCUUCACAACUGGUGCAUAUUCAUCAAAAUAUAUUACUCAUUAUGUCUUCAAAAAUAAAUAAGACAAAGAUGCCAAAAUAUGGGACUCAUAAAUGGAAUAGCAGGUUCAACGGACAUAAAGAAAAUGAGUAGCACAAGCAAUGUUCAGUGGACAUAGUGUUGGUGACAUUGGACAUAAAGCAAUGUUCUAGUUCCAAGGCUAGGAAAUGCAUCAGAAAUAUACUUUAACAAUUCUGCUUAACCAUUGUGAUAGCAAUGACAAGAGUUACUGUAUCAGCCAACUUCUCAUGCAUUUAUGGGAUACAGUGUUUUGGAUUCAACCAGUGGGUUAUUGGCUUACCAUCCAAUUGUUGCAAUUAUGGUUGAGUUGUUUCUAGACAUCCACUUCAUUAUCUAUCUUGAAAUUCCAAGGCUAGGAAAUGCACAAGAAAUAUACUUAACAAUUCUGGUAUUCAUGUCUGCUGUAUUCAGGGCAGCAACACCGAGUAUCUGUUGUACAAAGAAGAUUUCUCACAUCUUCCUUUCCAUUCCUAGAGGACAGCAGUAGCGAUGAUAGAAGCUUGCGUUGUUAGGCUAAUGUUGUGGCUCUUUUGAAUAAUUUAUUAGUCAAGAAAAGAGAAGAAUGUAAAGUUUGAAGACAUGCAUUUUCAACAUCAGUUCAAUAAACCAACAGUUUGCAAGCUGCGAUGUUAUUGUUUUUUUUAGUUUUUUUUUUCUCAAGCUUCCUUGCCAGCUUCUAUGCAUAUUGUUUAAAGUUGUAAGCAUGAACAACAUAUAUUCUCAAUAACUUGUAAGAAGUUAGUCAGUUGAGAUGUAUUUGCAGAUAAUAUAGUCUUUAUUUUAUGGUUGA
Cryptomeria japonica (Japanese cedar) is the source of this 3935-nucleotide messenger RNA. RefSeq names its product receptor-like protein 12. The transcript is spliced from 7 exons. The record is from RefSeq and is a predicted model, not a curated record. Gene Ontology annotation, cellular component: plasma membrane. The coding region runs from base 72 to 2684 and encodes 870 amino acids. Gene Ontology annotation, molecular function: protein binding. NCBI's taxonomy places the organism in Eukaryota, Viridiplantae, Streptophyta, Pinopsida, Cupressales, Cupressaceae.